Diuraphis noxia (Russian wheat aphid) is the source of this 783-nucleotide messenger RNA. RefSeq names its product putative nuclease HARBI1. The record is from RefSeq and is a predicted model, not a curated record. Lineage: Eukaryota; Metazoa; Arthropoda; Insecta; Hemiptera; Aphididae.
AUGUUUCAGGUUCCGGCCACAGAUGAAGAGUGGAAUACAAUAGAAAGGGGAUUCAGCUCAAGGUGGAAUUUCCCAGGAGUAUAUGGAGCUAUUGAUUGGAAACAUGUAUUAAUUCGUGCACCAAUGGAUUCUGGGAGUGAUUUUUUUAAUUACAAAGGGACAAAUAGCGUUAUUUUAUUGGCAGUUGUGGAUGAUGAUUACUGUUUUACAUACAUAAAUAAUGGAGCGAAUGGAAGGUGCUCAGAUGGUGGUGUCUUUCAAAGCAGUUCAAUUUUUAACGACCUUGAAAAAAACAUGUUACCCGAGGGUGGAUUUAUAGUUGGAGAUGCUGCAUUUCCACUAAAACCAUAUUUACUGAAACCAUAUCAACAUUCACCACUAACUUUCGAACAAAAAAUUUUCAAUUAUAGACUUUCAAGAGCGCGGAGAAUUGUUGAAAAUGUGUUUGGAAUCCUCGUGAGUAGAUUUAGAAUAUUUGAACGACCUAUUGCUACAAAUGUGAUGGUAACUGAUAAAAUUAUCCGGACAACAUGUGUUUUACAUAACUGGUUGAGGAAGACGUCAACUACUUAUUUGGUGAAGGAAAAUAUUGAUCAUGAAAACGUAGACACUGGAGAAAUCAUUCAAGGAUCUUGGAGAACUGAGAACUUGACGUUGUUACCAAGUGUUGAGCGAAUGGGCAAUAAUCACUCGUCAAGACUAGCAAGAGAAAAGAGGGAAAGUUAUACCAGAUACUUUUCCAAUGAGGGUGCUGUUCCGUGGCAGUCAAGAAUGGUUCUUUGA